Messenger RNA from Suricata suricatta (meerkat), 528 nucleotides. Its product is annotated as olfactory receptor 1002-like. The annotation marks the transcript as partial. Gene Ontology annotation, biological process: G protein-coupled receptor signaling pathway; sensory perception of smell. The transcript has a single exon. The record is from RefSeq and is a predicted model, not a curated record. Gene Ontology annotation, cellular component: membrane. Gene Ontology annotation, molecular function: olfactory receptor activity; odorant binding. Lineage: Eukaryota; Metazoa; Chordata; Mammalia; Carnivora; Herpestidae.
UACAUGGCCAUCUGUAAGCCCUUGUUGUAUACACUCAUUAUGUCCCAAAAGGUCUGUGUGCAGCUGGUGGUAGGGCCUUAUGCCAUGGGUCUUUUGAGCACCAUGACCCAUACGACUUUCACCUUUCAUCUGCCUUACUGUGGUCCAAAUACCAUCAAUCACUUCUUCUGUGACCUUCUCCCUGUCCUCUCUCUGGCAUGUGCAGACACCCAAGUCAAUCAGUUUUUACUUUUCAUCUUGGCUGGAGCUCUGGGAGUGCUCAGCGGUGUGAUCAUCCUGGUUUCCUACAUUUACAUUGUUGUUGCUAUCCUGAGGAUCCGCUCUGCUGAGGGGAGGCGCAAAGCCUUCUCCACCUGCUCUUCACACCUGACUGCUGUCUCCAUCCUGUAUGGGACCCUCUUCUUUAUCUAUGUACGCCCCAGUUCUAGUUUCUCCCUGGACAUCAAUAAAGUGGUUUCCGUGUUCUACACAGCCGUGAUCCCCAUGUUGAACCCCCUUAUCUACAGCCUGAGAAACAAAGAGGUCAAG